Molecule: messenger RNA, 2638 nt
Organism: Photinus pyralis (common eastern firefly)
Lineage: Eukaryota; Metazoa; Arthropoda; Insecta; Coleoptera; Lampyridae
Product: neurobeachin-like
Exons: 11
Coding region: 1-2283 (760 amino acids)
Biological process (GO): intracellular protein localization
Cellular component (GO): cytosol; membrane
Molecular function (GO): protein kinase binding
Source: RefSeq, a predicted model, not a curated record
AUGCCGCCUUACAGAGAGCUGCCAGAGAGUGUUCUUAAAUACUGCGACCAUCUUCACGGCAAAUGGUACUUUUCUGAAAUUAGAGCAAUAUUUUCGAGAAGAUAUCUUCUGCAAAAUGUCGCGAUUGAAAUUUUUCUUGCAAGUCGAACAUCAAUUUUAUUUGCCUUCCCUGAUCAGGCGACCGUUAAAAAGGUUAUUAAAGCUCUGCCAAGAGUCGGCGUCGGAAUUAAGUAUGGAAUUCCACAAACGAGGAGAGCGAGCAUGAUGUCGCCCAGGCAGCUCAUGAGGAACUCCAACAUGACCCAAAAAUGGCAACGAAGAGAAAUUUCCAAUUUUGAGUACUUGAUGUUUUUGAAUACCAUUGCGGGUCGUACCUACAACGAUUUAAAUCAAUAUCCAGUAUUUCCUUGGGUUCUUACGAACUAUGAAAGCAAAGAACUUGAUCUAAGCCAACCUAAUAACUACCGAGAUCUAUCCAAACCAAUCGGCGCAUUAAAUCCGAACCGGCGAGCGUAUUUCGAGGAGAGAUACUCCAGUUGGGAGCACGAAAGUAUACCGCCAUUCCACUAUGGAACGCACUACUCGACCGCAGCGUUUGUUCUUAAUUGGCUGAUACGCGUCGAGCCUUUGACCACCAUGUUCUUGGCGCUUCAAGGUGGAAAAUUUGAUCACCCCAACAGGCUGUUUUCGUCCAUUGCGCUUUCGUGGAAAAACUGUCAGCGCGACACGUCUGAUGUUAAAGAAUUAAUCCCGGAAUUCUUCUUUUUACCCGAAAUGUUCGUAAAUUCGAAUCGUUACAGGCUGGGAGUGCAGGAAGAUGGUAACACGGUGGGGGACGUCGAGCUUCCACCUUGGGCGGGUACCCCAGAAGAGUUUGUGCGCAUCAACAGAAUGGCGCUCGAAUCCGAAUUCGUAUCCUGUCAACUACACCAAUGGAUUGACUUAAUAUUUGGUUACAAACAGAAAGGACCCGAGGCGAUUAGGGCCACGAAUGUGUUUUAUUACCUUACCUAUGAAGGUAGUGUGGAUAUGGAUUCCAUCCACGACAGCGUGAUGAAGGAGGCGAUUGAAAACCAAGUAAGAAACUUUGGGCAAACGCCCUCGCAACUACUGAUGGAGCCGCAUCCACCGAGGAGUUCAGCCAUGCACUUGUCACCAAUGAUGUUCUCGAGCAUACCGGAUGAUGUAUGUAUGACGAUGAAGUUCCUUUCCAACUCGCCGAUCGUGCACAUUUCCGCAAAUACGUAUACGCAGUUGCCUUUGCCUUCCGUAGUUACAGUCACAAUGCACCAGCAGUUCGCUGUAAAUCGGUGGAACUCCAGCUAUGCCGCGGUUGCACAAUCCCCGAGUUUCGCGGAUACACCGCAGAAUCAGUCGGCAAACUUACCUCUGUCAAUGGAUCCCGUACUUUCGCAAACGAAUAACAGUACAAAUCCGAUGCUUAGACGACACUUAGGCGACAACUUCAGUCAAAAUUUAAAAAUACGCUCAAACUGCUUCGUUACAACCGUCGACAGUCGAUUUUUGCUAGCUUGCGGAUUCUGGGACAACAGCUUUCGGGUAUUCUCAACGGAGACGGCCAAAAUUGUUCAAAUUAUUUUCGGUCAUUACGGCGUCGUCACGUGUCUAUCGCGAUCCGAGUGUAACAUUACUUCAGAUUGCUAUAUCGCGUCUGGAUCGGCCGACUGCACCGUGCUGCUGUGGCAUUGGAACGCGAGGACGCAGACUAUUGUUGGAGAAGGCGAAGUGCCGACUCCCAGGGCGACGCUGACUGGGCACGAGCAACCGGUGAGCAGUGUCGUAAUAUCCGCAGAACUCGGGCUUGUCGUUUCAGGAUCAUAUAGUGGACCUGUUUUGGUUCAUACAACCUUCGGCGAUCUACUGCGGUCUCUAGAUCCUCCUACGAAUUUUAUUUCUCCAGAAAAUAUAGCUAUGUCGCGUGAAGGCGUUAUAGUUGUUAAUUACGAAAAAGGACACAUAGCCGCCUUCACUAUAAAUGGAAAGCGAUUGCGACACGAGUCGCACAAUGAUAAUCUACAGUGCCUAUUAUUAAGCCGAGAUGGAGAAUAUUUAAUGACAGGUGGAGAUAAGGGCAUAGUAGAGGUUUGGAGAACGUUUAACUUGGCUUUGUUAUAUGCCUUUCCAGCGUGUGAUAGUAGCGUUAGGUCCCUUGCGUUGUCACAUGAUCAAAAGUUUCUGCUAGCUGGUCUAGCGUUAGGCUCUAUAGUGGUAUUUCACAUUGAUUUUAAUCGGUGGCACCACGAAUUCCAACAGCGUUAUUGACUAUAAGAAAGUACUUACACGGUUUUUAAUAAUUCUCAUAAUUAUUAUUCCAUUCAAUUGUUGUAGUAUAUUUAAUAUUUUUAGCACUUUGACUUAAUUUUGUGCAAUAUUUUAAUAUUAACAAAAGUAACUAAAAUAGUUAUAUAGAUCCUCUUUUGGUUGUUACAAGUUCAAUCAUAGUAAUAGGUCUUAAUAGUUAUGCUUUAAGUAACGUAUUUACUUACGGUGUAGUAUGCAUUUGAUAUGUUGUAUUUUAGCGUUAAGGGUAAAAAAUUCGAGUCAAUCUUUAAAGAAGCUGGCUUAUCGUGAGCACGACAUGUAGCAUUUGCUUGCAGCUUGCACAAGUAAAAAAAAA